AUGGAAUGGCACAGAGACAAGAAGACAACACACAGGGACAAGAAAGCUCUUAGAAACCAGGAACAACACAGGGACAAGGAACCUGAGAGACAGGAACAACAGGGACAGAAGACAACAUAUGACAGGAACAACAGGGACAGGAACAACAUAUGGUCAGAAAAACACAUGGACAGGAAAAACAGGGACAGGAACAACAGGGACAGAGAUGCUUAUGGACAGGAAAAACACAGGGACAGGAACAACACAGAGACAGAAGACACUUACAGGGGACAAGACAACCUGGGACAGGAACAACAGAACCAGGGAAAAACACAUAGACAAGGCUCUUACAUGAACAAGAACAACACAGAACAAGAAUAUACAGGGACAGGAACAGAGACAGGAACAACACAGGGGAACAGGAACAACAAGGGACAGGAACAACACAGAGACAAGAAUAACCUGAGGGACAGGAACAACAUGAUUCAGGGAAAAGAAAACACAGGGACAGGAACAUAUGGUCAGGAACAACUGGGGAACAGGAAUAACACAGGGAUAGGAACAACAGAGACAAGGAACUCUUAA
Molecule: messenger RNA, 564 nt
Organism: Homarus americanus (American lobster)
Lineage: Eukaryota; Metazoa; Arthropoda; Malacostraca; Decapoda; Nephropidae
Product: probable serine/threonine-protein kinase dyrk1
Exons: 3
Coding region: 1-564 (187 amino acids)
Source: RefSeq, a predicted model, not a curated record